Molecule: messenger RNA, 1913 nt
Organism: Morone saxatilis (striped sea-bass)
Lineage: Eukaryota; Metazoa; Chordata; Actinopteri; Moronidae
Gene: ash2l
Product: ash2 like, histone lysine methyltransferase complex subunit
Cellular component (GO): Set1C/COMPASS complex
Molecular function (GO): transcription cis-regulatory region binding; protein binding
Source: RefSeq, a predicted model, not a curated record
GACCUGUCUUCCCUUUAUGACUAACUAUGUGUUUCACUGCAACGUGUGUCAUCACAGCGGCAACACAUACUUCCUCAGGAAACAAGCAAACCUGAAGGAGAUGUGUCUCACAGCUCUGGCCAACCUCACAUGGCGGUCCAGAACACAAGACGAGCACCCAAAGACAAUGUUCUCCAAAGACAAGGAUAUCAUACCGUUCAUCGACAAGUACUGGGAGUGCAUGACGACUCGUCAGAGGCCGGGGAAGCUCACCUGGCCCAACAACAUAGUGAAGACAAUGAGUAAAGAGCGAGAUGUUUUCCUGGUGAAGGAACACCCCGACCCUGGCAGUAAAGACCUUGAGGAGGAGUACCCCAAAUUUGGCCUGUUGGACCAGGACCUGGGGACCAUCGGACCCUCGUAUGACGCACAGAAACAGACCACGGCUGCUCCCACUGCGGGGGGGCUCAACGGUGGAUCUGCUUUCUCAGGUGCUUUGGCCCCUGGCCCGGGAAAAGGACGAGGGGCCAAACGUAAACAACAGCAGCAACAGGAGGGCGCUGCUGCAGGAGCCACCAAGAGAACCCGAAGCGACCCCCUGUUCUCGGCCCAGCGGCUGCCUCCUCACGGUUACCCACUAGAGCACCCCUUUAAUAAAGACGGGUACCGUUACAUCCUGGCAGAACCGGACCCUCACGCUCCAGACCCGGAGAAGCUCGAGCUGGACUGCUGGGCCGGCAAACCCAUACCUGGAGAUCUGUACAGGGCCUGUCUGUACGAGAAGGUGCUGCUGGCCUUACAUGACAGAGCGCCUCAGCUGAAGAUCUCUGACGACCGUCUGACGGUGACCGGGGAGAAGGGCUACUCCAUGGUGCGAGCCUCGCAUGGUGUACGGAAGGGCGCCUGGUACUUUGAGGUUACUGUUGAAGAAAUGCCUUCAGAGACUGCGGCCCGGCUCGGCUGGUCCCAACCGCUCGGCAACCUGCAGGCCCCUCUGGGCUACGACAAGUUCAGCUACUCGUGGCGCAGCAAGAAGGGCACGAAGUUUCACCAGUCGUUAGGAAAGCAUUAUUCCUCGGGCUACGGCCAGGGAGACACACUGGGCUUCUUCAUAGAGCUGCCCGACACCACAGAGACCUCCAAGGCUCUGCCUGAUACAUACAAGGACAAGGCGCUAAUCAAGUUCAAGAGCUACCUGUACUUCGAGGAGAAGGACUAUGUAGACAAAGCAGAGAAGAGCCUCAAGUCGAUGACCCCCAGCAGGAUGAUAUUCUUUAAGAACGGAGUGAGCCAAGGUGUUGCCUUUGAGAACCUGUUUGAAGGCCUCUAUUUCCCCGCCAUCUCACUCUACAAGAGCUGCACGGUGUCCGUCAAUUUCGGUCCACAUUUCAAACACCCUCCGAAGGACCUCAAGUACCAGCCGAUGAGUGACAUGGGCUGGGGAGCUGUGAUCGAACACACAUUGGCCGACAUGCUGUACCACGUGGAGACGGACGUGGACGGGCGACGCAGCCCUCCGUGGGAGGGUUGAACGCGGCUUUGAAUCCAGCGCGCACACACCUCCAGUGAAACCAUCGCUCCACCCUCAGAGCGUAAAAUGAAAGCACCACUCGUGGCUGUAACCUGAUUGAAACUUUAAAUUUGUCCUAAAAAUGAAACUAAAUCCACUUCUUUUUGGUGCUCUGCUUUAAAAUAUUUAUAUUUUGAAGUUAUUGUUACGCUGUAGAGAGAGCUCACUGGGUGUCCUGUUGAACCUGUGGGGCAUAUCGUGGCAGAUCAACGGACCCACUUCAACACGUCACUCAGUCUGUAGACAAGAGUCCGUCUGAAGUCUUUAGUGUAUUCAGUCUUUUUGCUAAUUUUAUUUGUUUUACAAUGUGUGUCAGUUAUUUACUGUUUUAUACUCUGGGUUAAAUAAAAAAAUUCUACAUGUA